AAGAGAUGGAGGGUAGGACUCCCCUUCAACACUGUCUUCAUAUGGCCACAGAACUUAAUUAUGUGGUCUGGACAGACUUGGAUAACGAAGGGCAAUUGAGCAGACUAUUAAUUGCAAAUCCUACCUCUAUCCAAAUGAUACGUACGUGGCCGUAUGUUGUGCUGAUAGAUACAACGUACAAAACGAACAAACAAAAGUGGCCACUAUGUGAAGUGAUCGGAAUGACGCCAACCAAUCACAAUUUCUUGGUUGCGUUUUGUUUGAUGCGAGAUGAGGCGGCUGUGUCGUAUUCGUGGGUGCUGCAGGGAUUGAGAGAUAUUUUCGGCACUGCUCAGACUCCUAGCGUCAUUGUAACCGAUCGAGACGAAGGUUUAUCUGCAGCUAUUCGUGACGUCUUCCCAGAUGUGCGGCAUUUGUUAUGCAUCUGGCAUAUUGGCAACGACGUUGAGAACAUGGUGGACAAGUUGUGUGGCGGCAAGAAAAAUCAACAAGGGCAGGUAUUCAGGAAAAGUAGAUGGAACCCCUUGGUUGAAAGUUCUACGAUCGAGGAAUAUGAAGAUAAAUGGCAAGUGAUCGUCAGUACGUGGUCGCUUAGGAACAAAAAGGUCGUUCGGUAUUUGACUGGAACAUGGAUUCCACUGAGAGAGAAAUUUGUCCGUGCGUGGACGAAUGAUUGUUUACACUUGGGUAACCGGACUACCAGCAGAGUUGAAAGCCAACACUCGUCUUUUAAGUAUUACCUUGGUAGCGGUAAUAGCUCAUUCGAUACCCUUUUCAAAAGGGCGCACGCACAGAUUACAAAUCAGCAAGCUACAAUCCGACAAGCGCUACAGGAUUCUAUGUCUUCUGUACAAAGAUCGAUGCGACAGCAUUACUUUAGACCUCUAUAUCGCCACAUAUCUCUCUAUGCCUUGGAGCAGCUCCAGCUUGAGUAUAAUCGCAUGUUAGAACUCGUCGAUGAAGUCCUCAAAUCUGAUCCCGCUGUUGUUCGCCGAAUGUCUCAGUUACUUGAAUAUGAACUACACCCAGAUGGCGCGGAAAUACCUGAGCCUUACGCUAAUCAUCUUCUCGCGGUCGAGGGUCUACAUCUUCUUCCCGCGGGAGAUCUAGUGGCAGAUCUAGUGGUCGAGAGACGCAAUCCUCAGUAG
Amaranthus tricolor (Joseph's coat) is the source of this 1148-nucleotide messenger RNA. Its product is annotated as protein FAR-RED ELONGATED HYPOCOTYL 3-like. The transcript is spliced from 4 exons. Gene Ontology annotation, biological process: regulation of DNA-templated transcription. Bases 6 to 1148 code for a protein of 380 amino acids. The record is from RefSeq and is a predicted model, not a curated record. Lineage: Eukaryota; Viridiplantae; Streptophyta; Magnoliopsida; Caryophyllales; Amaranthaceae.